UUUAAUCGUCAAUACCAAACAACAAUCAAAAUGAAAGCCAUAUUUGCCCUGAUGAUCGUAUCCUUGGCCGUGGCGACUCAAGGAUCGUACCUUCAUGGUACCACCGCCGUCGUCACCGGUGCCACUGCCGCCUGGCCCUACAACGCUGGAUGGAACUCGUGGAACGGAUGGAACGACUGGAACAACUGGAAUGGUUACUAUAAUCAGCACCAUGGAUCGGUGGGCUACCCAUAUGGCCAGGAUUGGUCUCCAGCUUAUGGUGUUUAUGGUGGACACAAGACCGUCGUCCAGGCGAACCUUGGAGGUCAUGCUUCCUAUCCAUGGGGACUGCCAUGGGGAAGCUACGGUUCCGGAUACGCCGGAAACUACGGCUGGGGAAAGAAAGUUGUGUAUUGAAGUGAAUCAUCGGUCGUGAAAUAAAGAUUCUGAC
This is a messenger RNA of Aedes albopictus (Asian tiger mosquito), 430 nucleotides long. RefSeq lists its product as uncharacterized. The coding region runs from base 31 to 396 and encodes 121 amino acids. Lineage: Eukaryota; Metazoa; Arthropoda; Insecta; Diptera; Culicidae. The transcript has a single exon. The record is from RefSeq and is a predicted model, not a curated record.